AUCGCAAUGAAUUCGUUUUUGCGAAAAUAGAAUUGGCCACACUGUAUGAAAUCCAUGUUAUCAAAGAAAAAGAAUAAAUUCACUCCGACGGACGAAGGGACGUCCCCGUCGACGGAGAUUCUCGCUCCAUUGCAGUAGCAGUGUUAGGAAUAUUUUGAGUCAUGGAUUCAAGAUUGCCAGUACAAGGCAUGAACGUUCAGAAAAAUUCUGAGGGUACGGAUAUUAGUGGAAUUGCCAGUAAAAGAUGGAAGUACCUUUGGGUUUCGGUUUCCCAUUUUGACUUUGAGUUGCAUGUAUGGAAGAACUUCAUGGGCAAUCGAGAGAACUUUGACAGAUUUCAAGAGGGUUACAUGAACAAUUUCAUGACCUUCCUUGACACAGAUUCUGUUCUUCGCGAGAAUUUGCAUAUUCAGAAAUUCCAGCUAUCUUGCCAAGGAAAAAUUGACUUUUCGCGCUUUUAUUCAUGGGUUUGUGCUGUCAUAACGUGUAAUGUUCGCGAGCUCGACCUUGAAUUGACUAUGCGUGAGAUUGGUGAGUUGCCUUGGAGCCUUUUUACUUGCAAAACCUUAGCGGUUUUGAAGAUUAAUGGCAAAUUCAUUUUUAAUGUUCCGCAUUAUGUUUGUUGCCAAAUCUCAAGACCCUCAGUCUGAAUUCACUUAUUUAUUUGGGUGAUGGGUUGAUACGAAAAUUCCUCUUGGGCUGUCCUGCUCUUGAGGAGUUGGAGAUAAGGAGACCAGAAUGGGAUAAUAUGUGGACUCUUGAUGUUUCUGUGCCUUCGUUGAAGAGGUUGACAUUGGGUCUUCAUAUCCAUGAGGAGGAAUUAUAUCAUGAAGCGGGUUUAAAUACAAGAUCAUGGUUAAUGCUCCAAAUAUUGAAUAUCUUGAUUUUUAUGAUUUUGUGUCGGAUUACAUUUUUGUCGGUGGUCUGCCCUCUGUGGCGAAAGCCCGUGUGAACAUCCAUAAAUCUUUUGAAGAUUGGGAUUGGAGAAAACAAGGAAACUAUGGAAAUCGAGCAUCCAGGCUACUUAAAAGUAUCUCAAAUGUUUGGCGUCUGAUGUUAACGGGUUAUACCUUGCAGUGUCUCAGCUACAGUGAUCCCAAUUGGGCUACAUAUUGUAAUUUGGUCUAUCUAGAGCUAGGUUUUGAUCCAUUGAAUGGCCCGGUGCUGUUGCCGGAUUUACUUCGAAGUUCACCUAAACUAGAAGCUCUUGUUUUUCCAGAGGGAUUGACAGUCAUCGGGGAACGUGAGUAUGACGUUAACAGGGACAUAUUUUUUGAUUACUGCUGGAGCCCACCAGAACAAGUGCCCGAAUGUUUACUUCUUAGCCUCAAGAAAAUCGAAAUCCACAUUUUUGUGGCGAUGAAGAUGAAGAGCUGAACCUGGUGAAAUACUUGUUGAAGAAUGGAAUGGUAUUGGAGAAGGUGACAAUUUGGUCACUACUUGUUUGGUGGUGAUAAUUCCUUCAGCUUUAAAGAUGAAUUGGAAAAUUAUCCCAGGGGCUCAACUAACUGUAAUUUCAGACUUUUUAUUCCUUAUCUAGUACCAAUCAGCAGCAGCAGCAGCUGACAUUUUGUUUCUCUCUUGGACUCCUGUUCGUGUCGCAGAUUGUUGGUUCUUUCGAAAUCUGACUUUAGUAUGUAUAGUUUGUUUUUGCUGGACUGCAAUAUGUUUUCAAACAACCACCACCUUGAUUUUGAAAUGUUGAUCUUCCAGACUUGGUUUGAAGCCUGUGGAAUUACUUAGUGUGCCGUGCAGUGAUUU
Messenger RNA from Rhododendron vialii, 1761 nucleotides. Its product is annotated as F-box/LRR-repeat protein At2g42730-like. The transcript has 4 exons. The record is from RefSeq and is a predicted model, not a curated record. The coding region runs from base 853 to 1377 and encodes 174 amino acids. NCBI's taxonomy places the organism in Eukaryota, Viridiplantae, Streptophyta, Magnoliopsida, Ericales, Ericaceae.